CAGGCGCCAUUUUCUAUUCGAAAUGGGACUCUUCGCGCAAAUUGGCGUUCUUUCAAGGCGGUUGGAGGAACGCAAAUAUGUUGGAUGAUGUUUAUGCUCCCCCCACCAUUCAAGAGGUGGCUAGUCGUAUCAACGUCAUUGUAAAUCGCGCCUCCUUUUCUCUCAACACUAUCAAAUCUAUCGAGCUGUUAGAAAAGUACUAUUGCAACAAAGACGGCAUUGAUGGUUUAAAAAU
Molecule: messenger RNA, 235 nt
Organism: Amoebophrya sp. A25
Lineage: Eukaryota; Dinophyceae; Syndiniales; Amoebophryaceae
Source: the annotation of a GenBank genome assembly